GGCGGAGGAGGAGGGGGAGGCGACGGCGGCUGCAGCAUCCAGAGCUGGCCGCGGCGGCCGGCGCGCCCCGCGCACAAAGGCGCCCAGCCCCUGGGGAGGGUGAUGAGCGCACCGCAGCUCGGGCCCGGGCCCCAGCUGCAGCUACCGCUACGUGAGCCCAGGGCGCUGGGGAAGACGCCGGGCUCACCCGGGGCGGGCGGCCAAGGCGCGGCCCGUGCGCUCUGAGCGCGGGACUCGCCGCCCUCUGGGUCAGGCGCCAAGCUUUGGAGCGGCUAGAGCGCGGGCCUCGGCGCGCCCCCAGGAUCCGCGCAAUAAGGCGCUUCCCCACUCCCGGCCCGACCCCCCGCGUCCUCUCGCCGCGCCUGAGCACCAACUUCGCCAAGAACGCUCCUAACUCUAGGCCAUCCUGCCUGGCAGAGGGGGCGCUGCUGCUGGGUAUCAGCCUUAAGGACGCACCCCUGGCGCUGGGGAGAAAGCCGGCAUCUGCGGGGUCGCUCGGGCGCCCCUGAGUGGGCGGCGGCUGCAGCAGACGCCUCUCCGGGGAGUCCGGGACCUGCCAGCGCUGGGGAUUCUUCCCGGGCCGGCGCUCGCCCUCUCUUUUAUGGAGCUUGGGCCCCUGCCCCAGCCCGGUAGAGGCUGUGGAGGUCUUCGGUCCGGAAGCCUGGUUCCCAGCCCCGUGGCCCAUCCCUGGCUGCGGGGAGUGCAGGCUCCCACGACGUAGCGGUGGCCUGCAGCGGCCCCCUCCCCGCAGCCAACCAUGGGCCAGAAGCUCUCAGGGAGCCUCAAGUCGGUGGAGGUGCGAGAGCCGGCGCUGCGGCCAGCCAAGCGGGAGCUGCGGGGCGCAGAGCCCGGGCGGCCGGCGCGGCUGGACCAGCUGCUGGACAUGCCGGCGGCGGGGCUGGCUGUGCAGCUGCGCCACGCGUGGAACCCCGAGGACCGCUCGCUCAAUGUCUUCGUCAAGGAUGACGACCGGCUCACCUUCCACCGGCACCCGGUGGCGCAGAGCACCGACGGCAUCCGCGGCAAGGUGGGCCACGCCCGCGGCCUGCACGCCUGGCAGAUCAACUGGCCCGCCCGGCAGCGCGGCACCCACGCGGUAGUCGGCGUGGCCACGGCGCGGGCUCCGCUGCACUCCGUGGGCUACACGGCACUGGUGGGCAGUGACGCCGAGUCGUGGGGCUGGGACCUGGGCCGCAGCCGCCUCUACCACGACGGCAAGAACCGGCCCGGCGUGGCCUACCCGGCCUUCCUGGGGCCCGACGAGGCCUUCGCGCUGCCGGACUCGCUGCUGGUCGUGCUGGACAUGGAUGAGGGCACGCUCAGCUUCAUCGUGGACGGCCAGUACCUCGGCGUGGCCUUCCGAGGCCUCAAGGGCAAGAAGCUGUACCCGGUGGUGAGUGCCGUGUGGGGCCACUGCGAAGUCACCAUGCGCUACAUCAAUGGCCUUGACCGUAACUGAAUUCUGGGCUUUGUAGGAAAAUGUAGAGUUCCAUAGGCCUGCUAAGAACCUCUGGCAGUCCAGCCAAGAAAAGCAGCCUCUGGAAAGCAGGGGGCUCAGUGUGAGCUGC
Propithecus coquereli (Coquerel's sifaka) is the source of this 1568-nucleotide messenger RNA. It is a transcript of the gene SPSB4, whose product is annotated as splA/ryanodine receptor domain and SOCS box containing 4. The transcript has 3 exons. Bases 758 to 1459 code for a protein of 233 amino acids. Gene Ontology annotation, biological process: proteasome-mediated ubiquitin-dependent protein catabolic process. Gene Ontology annotation, molecular function: protein binding. The record is from RefSeq and is a predicted model, not a curated record. Gene Ontology annotation, cellular component: SCF ubiquitin ligase complex. NCBI's taxonomy places the organism in Eukaryota, Metazoa, Chordata, Mammalia, Primates, Indriidae.